Messenger RNA from Priceomyces carsonii, 3051 nucleotides. RefSeq names its product glycine decarboxylase subunit P (gene GCV2). Bases 1 to 3051 code for a protein of 1016 amino acids. Gene Ontology annotation, biological process: glycine decarboxylation via glycine cleavage system. Gene Ontology annotation, molecular function: pyridoxal phosphate binding; glycine binding; glycine dehydrogenase (decarboxylating) activity. NCBI's taxonomy places the organism in Eukaryota, Fungi, Ascomycota, Pichiomycetes, Serinales, Debaryomycetaceae. The transcript has a single exon. The record is from RefSeq and is a predicted model, not a curated record. Gene Ontology annotation, cellular component: mitochondrion; glycine cleavage complex.
AUGAGAUUCAUGUUUCGAAAGUUGUUGACUUUUUCAAGUACAUCGACGAGGGAACUGGUUGGUUCACGGAUACCGACCAGAAGGUUCGCGUCAAAAGCUGAUACAUCAUCUGCUAACUAUGAGGCCGUUUAUAAUCCUGAGAAUAAGAUCGCUGACUUGGAUACGUUUGCAAGACGUCACAUAGGUCCAAGUCCCAAGGAGGUCUCAAAAAUGCUCCAUAAGAUUGGUUAUAAUGAUUUGGAUGAAUUUUUGAAUAAGGCUGUACCUCAUCAUAUUCUCUUCAAGCGAAAGCUUAGGGUUCAGCCAGAGCAAGGAUUUACAGAGUCUGAAAUGUUAGAUCACUUAAAUGAACUCGCAAGUAAAAACAUAAUAGCCAAGUCUUUUAUUGGUAAAGGUUAUGCAGGUACAAAGUUGCCUCCUGUAAUUCAAAGAAACCUUCUUGAAAGUCCAGAAUGGUACACCUCAUAUACUCCAUAUCAGCCUGAGAUAUCCCAAGGUAGAUUGGAGUCACUUUUGAACUAUCAGACUAUGGUGACAUCUUUAACCGGUAUGUCAAUGUCGAAUGCUUCUUUGUUAGAUGAGGGAACUGCGGCUGGAGAAGCGAUGUCAUUGUCGUUUCAUAAUUUGAAAGGAAAGAGACCUAAAUAUGUAGUGGAUUCUAAUGUGCAUCCUCAAACAUUGGAUGUGAUUAGAUCACGAGCAACAAAUAUCAGUGUUCAAAUAAUUGAGUUGCCUUUAUCUACGGAAGAGGGCUUGUAUGAGUUGAAAAAAAUUGCAACUGAGGUAUGUGGUGCUUUGGUUCAGUAUCCAGGGACCGACGGAUCAAUUCAUGAUUUCUCUGAGGUAGGCAAGCUAUUGCAUGAGAAUAAAGGACUUUUUGCUGUUGCAACUGACUUAUUGGCUCUAACUAUUUUGAAACCUCCUUCUGAAAUAGGUGCCGAUAUUGCUCUAGGAACUGCCCAAAGAUUUGGCGUACCGUUUGGAUAUGGAGGUCCCCAUGCAGCAUUUUUUGCCACAAGUGAAAAGUAUGCUAGAAAAAUUCCGGGAAGGAUUGUGGGAAUCUCGAAAGACAGAUUGGGGAAGCCAGCAUUGCGAUUGGCAUUGCAAACUAGAGAGCAGCACAUUAAGCGCGAAAGAGCAACAUCUAACAUUUGUACAGCUCAAGCUUUGUUGGCAAACAUCUCUGCGAUGUACGCUGUGUAUCACGGACCGAAAGGCUUGAAGGACAUAGCUUCAAGAGUUUAUGGUUUCACGAGCUUAUUAGCCCAAAGUAUUUCAAAAAAGCAUGAAAUAUUAAAUAAUAAAUGGUUUGAUACUCUAACAAUCAAGCUCAAUGGUGUCACGAGUGACGAAUUAUUGAAAGACGCUUUAAGCAAUUAUAAUAUUAACAUGUUUAAGGUCGAUCAAUCUACAGUAUCGCUCACUUUGGACGAGACGGUUUCAGAGAAAGAUUUGGUUGAUUUAACUGCAAUCUUCACUGGUGAGCCUUUAAAUACAAAGAAUAUUAAUGCUUUUCCCAAAUUCCCAAAGGAGUUGUCGAGAUCAGAUGAAAUACUAACGAAUGAGGUCUUCAAUCGUCACCAUUCUGAGACUGCAAUGCUCCGUUAUUUGCAUUUAUUACAAAGUAAGGACUUAUCACUUGCAAAUUCUAUGAUUCCAUUGGGCUCAUGUACUAUGAAGCUCAAUGCAACUGUUGAGAUGCAAUCCUUAUCAAUUCCAGGGUUUAACUCCAUACAUCCGUUUGCUCCUCCAAAUCAGGCUCAAGGGUACAAGGAGUUAAUAAAUGAGUUUGAAAAAGAUUUGAAUGAUAUAACGGGCUUCGAUGCAACUACAAUGAUGCCUAAUUCUGGUGCACAAGGUGAAUAUACUGGAUUGUCGCUAAUAAGACAAUAUCACAAAUCAAGAGGAGAAUACGAAACGAGAAAUAUCUGUCUCAUUCCAGUCAGUGCUCAUGGAACCAACCCUGCUUCUGCCGCGAUGUGUGGGUUGAAAGUUGUUCCUAUAAAGUGUUUAAAUAAUGGAUCAAUUGAUUUGAACGAUUUGUUAUCCAAGGCUGAGAAACAUAGCAAAAAUCUUUGUUCAAUUAUGAUCACAUAUCCUUCCACUUAUGGAUUAUUUGGUCCAAGAAUUAAGGAUGCUAUCGAUAUUGUUCACAAUAAUGGUGGAUUGGUUUACUUGGAUGGCGCAAAUAUGAAUGCUGCAGUAGGGUUGACCUCGCCGGGUGAUUUGGGUGCUGAUGUCUGCCAUUUAAAUAUUCAUAAAACCUUUGCAUUGAGCCAUGGUGGUGGUGGUCCGGGUCAAGCUCCUGUUUGCGUUAAAGAGCAUUUGGCUCCGUUUUUACCAUCACAUAUAUUUGCAGACACCCCACAUUCCACAGACGAAUCCAUUAGAUCUGUGAACUCAACCCCUUAUGGGUCAGCAUCCGUUCUUCCAGUCUCAUAUUCGUAUAUUAAAAUGUUGGGUGCUAAAGCAUUACCGUACACAUCUGCAAUUGCAAUGUUGAAUGCAAACUACAUGUUGACUAGACUAAAGGAUGAUUAUAAAAUUUUGUUCGUUGACUCUCAUGCUUCUACUAAUGAAGGAUUGAAACACUGUGCUCAUGAGUUUAUUUUGGAUUUAAGAGAAUUCAAAGCUAUUGGAAUAGAAGCGAUUGAUGUUGCUAAAAGAUUACAAGAUUAUGGUUUCCACGCCCCUACUAUGUCAUUCCCUGUUGCCGGUACAUUGAUGAUUGAACCGACCGAAUCAGAAAAUUUAGAUGAAUUAGAUAGAUUUGUUGAUUCUUUAUUAUCAAUUAGAAGAGAGAUAGAGUUAUAUUCUAAAGGUGAACCUAUCGGUAAUGUUUUGAAAAAUGCUCCCCACUCAUUAGAAGAUGUUGUGUCUCUGAAUGACUGGGAAAGUAGAGGAUACUCAAGAGAACAAGCUGCAUUUCCAUUGCCUUUCUUGAAAGUAUCUAAAUGCUGGCCCUCUGUCGCUCGUUUAGAUGAUACUUAUGGUGAUAUGAAUUUGUUGUGUACGUGUCCAUCUGUCGAAGAGGUGGCUGAGAGGUCAUAA